AUGCACACCCUUUCUUCCUCUUACCAGAACAACUCUGCCCUGAACAUCCCCAAUGACCAUCCUUUCCGCGCCUCUCUCCCUCCUCGCCUCCGCAUCACUGCCGACGGUGACAUUCUCUCUGCCGUCACCGACAAGGCCAUCCGCCGUCACGCCGCUAUUGUUGAUGGCCUGGCUAUUCAGUCGGCCACUGCCAAUCUGGACGAUCUGAUCGAUCUGCAUGACAUCGAUCUGCGCCCCUCUAUGCGCCCCACCUCUGUCCUCUCCGUUACUUCAACGAGCUCCGAUGCCUCCACUUCUUCUAGGGCGUCUGUAACUUCCGCCUCCACCGUCUCUGACAAUUCGGAUGCCUCGCGCAACUCCGAUGCGAGCAUGUCCAAGCUCGUUCGUACCCUGGGCAGCGAUCCCUUCUGCAACCUCAACUCUGAGAACUCUGAGGCGGUGAACACGACUGUCACUUCCAUUUGCCUCUCGCCUCGAGGUGUCAUCAAGGCUAUCAGGAAGUCCCGCAUCAGCAAGUCUUGA
Trichosporon asahii var. asahii CBS 2479 is the source of this 522-nucleotide messenger RNA. RefSeq lists its product as uncharacterized. The coding region runs from base 1 to 522 and encodes 173 amino acids. NCBI's taxonomy places the organism in Eukaryota, Fungi, Basidiomycota, Tremellomycetes, Trichosporonales, Trichosporonaceae. The record is from RefSeq and is a predicted model, not a curated record. The transcript has a single exon.